AUGAACACCUUAUCCAGUCCACACUUGUGCUUUCGUGGUAAGUUGCACACAGCCGCAACCGAGUCAGUGUCAUGGUUACACAACAAUGAACCCAUCAAAAUCGAUGACAAAUCAAGUCAAGAAGCAUAUUACACAGUAGAAACAUUGGAAGACUCUAUCAUGGUUGGUCUUCACUUCCGACUUCCAACCGCCCGUGUUACUGGCAACUGGACCCUGAUUGUCACAACGGCUGAUGCACAGGAGCACCGCGCUGUUUGCUUUGUCUCGUCAUCACCCAUUUUGAGACCACGUCUUGGUGCCGUUCGGGGACAGGAAGGAAAACCGUUAACCGUGACUUGCGAAGUCGAUUCGUACCCACCCCCAUCUCGUAUCCGAUGGAGACGACUUUUGGAGAAGAACGGUAAAGCUCAACUUGUUCCAGUUUCCAAUUGUCGCACAACUUUGAAACGCAUCCGUGAAGCUCUAGAGGAUCAGAAAUUGAGUAUUAAUCCCAUGUCUGGUCGCCCGCAAUCCAGCAGCCAAAUAAAACCCGACGAAACGGCUGAUGGAACCGUGGCUGUCAGUGAUUUUGUGCGUCAGUUUGUUCGACGCCACGUGGAUCCGGGGAGAAGAUCGCAAGCGGAUUUGGCUUUGCAACCGGGUGGGAAUGGAAGUUCAACUAAUCACAAUCUCACCCUGAUUCCUCAAUCCACACGUCUUGUGCGACCCCAACAACCAAAAAGACGUCGUCCGAUUAAGGGUUAUGCCAAACCAAUGUUAGAUUGGCCACGCAUAGCUUCCCAGGCAAAGGAUACGCCAGCGGCCAAUUCCAGUCUCACCAACCAGUUAGAAACGGUUUUGCGCAUGAGCCUGGUGGGAUCGUGUUUACGCAUUGUGCGUUCCACAGCUGUACCUUUGGUAAGUGCACGAUUGACUGUCAAACUAGUUGAUUUGCCUACUCAGAGCGCUGAACUCAACUUACUCUCAUCUGACUUUAAUGUGAAAAAUUUGGCUCACUGUUUGCGCGUCUGUGAAACUGUUGUGGUUAAAGUAACAGACACAGUUGGGAACCAAUUUCUUUGGUGCAUACCAACCUCGGUCGGUCUGAUUGACUAA
Echinostoma caproni is the source of this 1095-nucleotide messenger RNA. Lineage: Eukaryota; Metazoa; Platyhelminthes; Trematoda; Plagiorchiida; Echinostomatidae. The record is from the annotation of a GenBank genome assembly.